Pseudogymnoascus destructans is the source of this 1083-nucleotide messenger RNA. RefSeq lists its product as uncharacterized. Lineage: Eukaryota; Fungi; Ascomycota; Leotiomycetes; Thelebolales; Thelebolaceae. The record is from RefSeq and is a predicted model, not a curated record. The transcript is spliced from 3 exons. Bases 1 to 1083 code for a protein of 360 amino acids.
AUGGCCCGAGAUAUCUUCCCGCUUAAACAAGGUUCGGCGGACCGGCUGCUGCCAGCAACAUAUAUCCAUGCUAUAUUAUCACAAUGGCUGGCGAUAUUGAGAGCCCACUCUGUUGACCCAAUUGACGAAGGACAUUCAUUGAUUACCGAAAAGAUUUCGAUUACAAGAAAGCAGGAGCAGGAGCAGGAGCAGGAGCAGGAGCAGGAGCAGGAGCAGGAGCAGGAGCAGGAGCAGGAGCAGGAGCAGGAGCAGGAGCAGGAGCAGGAGCAGGAGCAGGAGCAGGAGCAGGAGCAGGAGCAGGAGCAGGAGCAGGAGCAGGAGCAGGAGCAGGAGCAGGAGCAGGAGCAGGAGCAGGAGCAGGAGCAGGAGCAGGAGCAGGAGCAGGAGCAGGAGCAGGAGCAGGAGCAGGAGCAGGAGCAGGAGCAGGAGCAGGAGCAGGAGCAGGAGCAGGAGCAGGAGCAGGAGCAGGAGCAGGAGCAGGAGCAGGAGCAGGAGCAGGAGCAGGAGCAGGAGCAGGAGCAGGAGCAGGAGCAGGAGCAGGAGCAGGAGCAGGAGCAGGAGCAGGAGCAGGAGCAGGAGCAGGAGCAGGAGCAGGAGCAGGAGCAGGAGCAGGAGCAGGAGCAGGAGCAGGAGCAGGAGCAGGAGCAGGAGCAGGAGCAGGAGCAGGAGCCCAGGGACGGGCACUACCGAAAGGAGACAGGAGACGGAGAUCAGGAUAGGACACAGGACACAGGACACAGGACACAGGACACACACAGGACACAGGACACAGGACACAGGACACAGGACACAGGACACAGGACACAGGACACAGGACACAGGACACAGGACACAGGACACAGGACACAGGACACAGGACACAGGACACAGGACACAGGACACAGGACACAGGACACAGGACACAGGACACAGGACACAGGACACAGGACACAGGACACAGGACACAGGACACAGGACACAGGACACAGGACACAGGACACAGGACACAGGACACAGGACACAGGACACAGGACACAGGACACAGGCAGGGAGGGCAUUGACGCGCGAGAUCUCUUACGGGGAUAUUCAUAUGAAAUCAUAUGA